GCCGCCAGCUCGCCUCACUUAUGGGUCGGAAACGGUGCGUGGGGGAGACUGUUCCAAGAUGGCGGCGGGUUGCUGCGGGGUGAAGAAGCAGAAACUGUCCAGUUCGCCCCCCUCCGGCUCUGGUGGCGGUGGUGGCGCCUCCUCCUCCUCCCACUGCAGCGGAGAGAGCCAGUGUCGAGCUGGGGAGCUGGGACUAGGAAGCGUCGGUACGCGGCUCAACGGGCUGGGAGGUCUCACUGGGGGAGGUAGCGGCAGCGGCUGUACCCUCUCUCCCCCCCAGGGCUGCGGCGGUGGCGGGGGGAUUUCCCUGUCGCCACCUCCGAGCUGCGGAGUGGGGACCCUACUUUCCACUCCGGCCGCCGCCACCUCUUCCUCGCCCUCCUCGUCGUCCGCCGCCUCGUCCUCAUCGCCCAGCUCCCGGAAGAUGGUGGUGUCAGCGGAGAUGUGCUGCUUUUGCUUCGAUGUGCUCUACUGUCACCUGUACGGAUACCAGCAGCCCCGGACCCCCCGGUUCACCAACGAGCCCUACCCACUGUUUGUAACAUGGAAGAUUGGUCGAGACAAAAGAUUGCGUGGAUGCAUAGGUACUUUUUCUGCCAUGAAUUUGCAUUCAGGACUCAGGGAGUACACACUUACCAGUGCCCUUAAAGAUAGCCGUUUUCCCCCAAUGACAAGGGAUGAACUGCCACGGCUUUUCUGCUCAGUGUCUCUGCUCACUAACUUUGAAGAUGUCUGUGAUUAUUUGGACUGGGAGGUGGGUGUUCAUGGCAUUAGAAUAGAAUUCAUCAAUGAAAAAGGAUCAAAACGCACCGCCACCUACCUACCGGAGGUUGCAAAGGAGCAAGGAUGGGACCAUAUUCAGACCAUAGACUCCUUACUGAGGAAAGGAGGAUACAAAGCUCCGAUUACUAAUGAAUUUAGGAAAACCAUAAAACUGACCAGGUAUCGUAGUGAAAAGAUGACCCUGAGCUAUGCUGAAUACCUUGCUCAUCGCCAGCAUCAUCAUUUCCAAAAUGGCAUUGGGCAUCCCCUUCCACCAUACAACCAUUAUUCCUGACACUGAGCCGCACAACCAGUCACUGGGCCUCUCUGCAGACCUCUUCCCAGGAGACCCUACCCCUUCUUGGUCUAGCUAUCUCUUUUACUGUACCAUUUUAUGAUGAUAGUUUCCGUUGCCAUGGUGAAACUUCGACAUAGUCGAUUAAGAUCAUCAUGGUAACGGGUAGGAAAAUGGCAUUUGUUAAGAAGAUCAAGUUUUAUUAUUUUAGAGCAUUGAUUUUUUUUUUUUUUUUUGCAGCAUAUAUCACUUUGGGGCGUUUCUUUCAUUACAAUAUUAUAUAGAGGUUUGCUUUGCUAUGCCAAUCAGAUUUCUAUCUUUCUGUUCAUCUUGCCUUCCUUGCCUCUCUUCUUUAUUGCCUCUCUUCCUUUAGUUUCUUUCUUUCUUUCUUUCUUUCUUUCUUUCUUUCUUUCUUUCUUUCUUUCUUUCUUUCUUUCUUCCUUUCUUUCUUUUCUUUUCUUCUUUUUUUUUCUUUUCUUUUUUUUUUGACUGUGGAUGGAAGAAAUUGUGCAGUUUUUCAGGAUUUUUCUUUGGUUUUUCUUUAGUUUUCCUUAGUAAGAUAAUUUUUCAUUGCUGAGUUUGGGAGUAAUUCAUAUGAAAUUCAGGUAUUUGUAUGUUACUCUUGAAUUUGUCAAAAAUUACUUUUGCUAUGAGAGCUUAGUAUGUGGGUCUUCACUCCUUAAGUAUAUGUUUUUACCAUGGUUAAAAUAUAUGAACUUUAGUUCUAGUAUAAAACAUUUGAAGGUUCAUGACAGGGCUUGUCACAGAGAGUAAGAAAUCAUUUAUGUCGUUGUGCUGGUUAUCAUAGGUCAGACUCUGCCUCAUCACUUUAUAGAACCAAUUUACAAGCUAAAACACUGUUUUAAGAAAGUACAAGCUACCUUUCAAAUAUGGUAUAUGAAUCAUUUUGAAAAGCAGCAAAUAUCAGGAAGAAAGCAGAUACAGAAUUUAGUGCCUUUGAGAAGAAUAUAAUUAAGUGGAAUUAAGAGGGGUUAAAAAAAAGGCAAUUUAGAGAAAUAUUCUUAUAAAAUCUUAUUGUUUCUAUAUUGUGAAACAACAGACUAGACAAAUUCCUUUCUCUUAAGUAUUUUUUAAGCUGAAAAAAAAUUAUUUUGAGCAAAUAACCAAAAAGAGACAUGUAUCUAUUGUGCAUUAAUUUAAACUUGUUAGCUUUAGGUUUCAGUAAGUCAUAAUUGGCCGGAGACAAUUUCAGCUACCAUGUAAAGAAAUGGUAAAGAUAAUCUAGUGAAACAAAAGUUCAUAUAUGCCAUGAUUUCAGAUGUUUGCAAUGGGGACAAUACUGGAGUUUUAGAAAUACUAUAAAAUAGCUUGAAUCUCUUUCUGCACUACGUACUUUUGAUAGAAACACAUUUACUACGUUGAUAUUAUGUUACACCUGUAAAAAUGGAGUUGGCAUUGAGAUAUGAUGUAGUUGUUAGUGCCGAGAUCAUUGCAGGGCUAGGCUUCCCAUGAUGCAUUCAAAGAGAACUUUCUAGUGUCAGUAGGAGGUCUGUAUGUAUAUACCCAGGAGAAAUGACAGAGGAUUUUGGAGAAAGAUUACCGUCAGUUUAUGGCAGUAAAUAUGUGUGUGGGUAUGGGUGUGGGUGUGGGUGUGUGUG
Molecule: messenger RNA, 2676 nt
Organism: Pteronotus mesoamericanus
Lineage: Eukaryota; Metazoa; Chordata; Mammalia; Chiroptera; Mormoopidae
Gene: AMMECR1
Product: AMMECR nuclear protein 1
Exons: 6
Coding region: 59-1057 (332 amino acids)
Cellular component (GO): nucleus
Source: RefSeq, a predicted model, not a curated record